Molecule: messenger RNA, 1367 nt
Organism: Acanthisitta chloris (rifleman)
Lineage: Eukaryota; Metazoa; Chordata; Aves; Passeriformes; Acanthisittidae
Gene: EIF2S1
Product: eukaryotic translation initiation factor 2, subunit 1 alpha, 35kDa
Exons: 7
Coding region: 1-948 (315 amino acids)
Cellular component (GO): eukaryotic translation initiation factor 2B complex; eukaryotic translation initiation factor 2 complex; eukaryotic 48S preinitiation complex
Molecular function (GO): RNA binding; ribosome binding; translation initiation factor activity
Source: RefSeq, a predicted model, not a curated record
AUGCCAGGACUAAGCUGUAGAUUCUACCAGCACAAAUUUCCAGAGGUGGAGGAUGUCGUGAUGGUGAACGUCCGGUCCAUCGCUGAAAUGGGAGCCUAUGUCAGCCUGCUGGAGUACAACAACAUUGAGGGCAUGAUCCUGCUCAGUGAGCUGUCCAGGAGGCGAAUUCGCUCCAUCAACAAACUCAUCCGCAUUGGCAGGAACGAAUGUGUCGUGGUCAUAAGAGUUGACAAAGAGAAAGGUUAUAUUGACUUGUCAAAAAGAAGAGUUUCUCCAGAGGAGGCAAUCAAAUGUGAAGACAAGUUCACAAAAUCAAAGACUGUUUACAGCAUCCUUCGCCAUGUUGCUGAAGUCUUGGAGUACACUAAGGAUGAGCAGCUUGAGAGCCUGUUCCAGAGAACUGCCUGGGUGUUUGAUGACAAGUACAAGAGACCAGGAUAUGGUGCUUAUGAUGCAUUCAAGCAUGCAGUCUCAGACCCUGCAAUCCUGGAUAGCCUGGACCUGACAGAGGAGGAGAGACGUGUGCUAAUUGACAACAUUAACAGGCGUCUGACACCACAGGCAGUCAAAAUCCGAGCUGAUAUCGAGGUGGCCUGUUAUGGUUAUGAAGGCAUAGAUGCAGUAAAAGAAGCAUUGAGAGCAGGCUUGAACUGUUCCACAGAGAACAUGCCCAUUAAAAUUAAUCUGAUAGCCCCUCCUCGUUAUGUGAUGACUACUACAACACUGGAGAGAACUGAAGGACUGUCUGUUCUGAAUCAAGCCAUGGCUGUAAUUAAAGAAAAAAUUGAGGAGAAGAGAGGAGUCUUUAAUGUACAGAUGGAGCCUAAGGUGGUUACUGACACAGAUGAGACUGAGCUUGCAAGGCAGUUGGAAAGACUGGAGAGGGAAAAUGCUGAAGUGGAUGGGGAUGAUGAUGCUGAGGAAAUGGAAGCCAAAACUGAAGACUAAAUGUUUUGGGAUACUUAGAAGAGAGACCAUAUGGAAAAUUAGAAACCCCCAUUGCAAACACUCUGGACUAGAUGUUUCCAGUAUUGAAAACUUCAAAUGCAAAUCCUCAAAGUGUUUUGCUGUUUUAAAAAGACCAAAAUGUUAAAGGCUCUUCUAAAUAACAUUUGAUGCAGCAACUUACACAAAUAGAAUCCUUUGAAAGGAAGGUGCCUAGUCAAACUCAAGACACAGAUCUGGUCAGAAGGAGCUUGCAGCCCUUUGCUUAACACUUUCAUACAUAACAAUUCCUAAUGGGUGAUUACAGCUCAGUGCAUCUAUUAAUGUUCUUUCCUGGGAGCAACAAAACAAAGGAAGCAGAGCAAUUCCAUACAGAAUGUAUUUGAGAAAACACUCAAUAAAUUUCUGGGCUAUGUAUCUCC